Mastomys coucha (southern multimammate mouse) is the source of this 2612-nucleotide messenger RNA. RefSeq names its product solute carrier family 5 member 5 (gene Slc5a5). Gene Ontology annotation, molecular function: sodium:iodide symporter activity. Gene Ontology annotation, cellular component: membrane. Lineage: Eukaryota; Metazoa; Chordata; Mammalia; Rodentia; Muridae. The transcript has 15 exons. The record is from RefSeq and is a predicted model, not a curated record. Gene Ontology annotation, biological process: thyroid hormone generation; iodide transmembrane transport; sodium ion transport. Bases 92 to 1948 code for a protein of 618 amino acids.
CGGCCCAGCGGGGACUCGCGCCGCGACGCUCGCUCCGACCCAGAGUCCCCGACAUCCUCCGCAUCCUCUCCGCGCACACUCACCUGUCUCCAUGGAGGGCGAGGAGGCUGGGGCCCGGGCCACCUUCGGCGCCUGGGAUUACGGCGUGUUCGCGACUAUGCUGCUGGUGUCCACGGGCAUCGGGCUGUGGGUCGGCCUGGCCCGCGGCGGCCAGCGCAGCGCGGACGACUUCUUCACCGGGGGCCGGCAGCUGGCGGCCGUGCCUGUGGGGCUGUCGCUGGCCGCUAGCUUCAUGUCGGCUGUGCAGGUGCUCGGGGUCCCCGCAGAGGCGGCGCGCUACGGCCUCAAGUUUCUGUGGAUGUGCGCGGGCCAACUGCUCAACUCGCUGCUCACCGCCUUUCUCUUCUUACCGAUCUUCUACCGCCUGGGCCUUACCAGCACCUACCAGUACCUAGAACUGCGCUUCAGCCGAGCGGUCCGGCUCUGCGGGACGCUGCAGUACUUGGUGGCCACGAUGCUGUACACCGGCAUCGUGAUCUACGCGCCUGCGCUCAUCCUGAACCAAGUAACCGGGUUGGACAUCUGGGCAUCGCUCCUGUCCACAGGAAUCAUCUGCACCUUGUACACGACCGUGGGUGGUAUGAAGGCCGUGGUCUGGACAGAUGUGUUCCAGGUGGUGGUGAUGCUUGUCGGCUUCUGGGUGAUCCUGGCCCGAGGUGUCAUGCUCAUGGGGGGGCCCUGGAACGUGCUCAGUCUCGCUCAAAACCAUUCACGGAUCAACCUGAUGGACUUUAACCCUGAUCCUCGGAGCCGCUACACCUUCUGGACAUUUAUAGUGGGUGGCACCCUGGUGUGGCUCUCCAUGUAUGGCGUGAACCAAGCCCAAGUACAGCGCUACGUGGCCUGCCACACAGAGAGAAAAGCCAAGCUGGCCCUGCUUAUCAACCAGCUGGGCCUCUUCCUGAUUGUGGCCAGCGCAGCUUGCUGUGGCAUUGUCAUGUUUGUCUACUACAUGGACUGCGACCCCCUCCUCACAGGCCGCAUCUCAGCCCCCGACCAGUACAUGCCGCUGCUCGUGUUGGACAUUUUCGAGGGUCUGCCCGGAGUCCCUGGGCUCUUCCUGGCCUGUGCCUACAGUGGCACCCUCAGCACCGCAUCCACCAGUAUCAACGCUAUGGCAGCUGUAACUGUGGAAGACCUCAUCAAGCCGAGGAUGCCUGGCUUGGCACCACGGAAACUGGUUUUCAUCUCUAAAGGGCUCUCAUUCAUCUAUGGCUCAGCCUGCCUCACUGUGGCUGCUCUGUCCUCCCUGCUGGGAGGUGGGGUCCUCCAGGGCUCCUUCACGGUGAUGGGUGUCAUCAGUGGGCCUCUGCUUGGCGCCUUCACUCUCGGGAUGCUGCUCCCAGCCUGCAACACGCCAGGCGUCCUCUCCGGGCUGGCAGCAGGCUUAACUGUAUCCCUUUGGGUGGCCGUGGGGGCCACACUGUACCCGCCUGGAGAGCAGACCAUGGGAGUGCUGCCCACCUCGGCUGCGGGAUGCACCAAUGUCUCGGUCCUCCUGGGCCCACACGGAGCCGCCAACGAUUCCAGAGGGAUUCCCAGUUCUGGAAUGGACGCGGGCCGCCCUGCCCUUGCUAACACCUUUUAUGCCAUCUCCUAUCUCUACUACGGGGCUCUGGGCACGCUGACCACUAUGCUUUGCGGUGCUCUCAUCAGCUACCUAACUGGCCCCACCAAGCGCAGCUCCCUGGGCCCUGGAUUACUGUGGUGGGACCUUGCUCGGCAGACAGCUUCUGUGGCCCCAAAGGAGGACACCACCAUGCUAGAGGACAGCCUGGUGAAGGGACCGGAAGACAUCCCUGCUGCGACCAAGAAGCCCCCUGGCUUCGGGCCAGGCCCUGAGACCCACCCCCUGUAUCUGGGGCGCGAUGUUGAGACCAACCUCUGAGGGCGUGGCCCGAGAAGGCCAAUCACAGGCCUCGGUCCAGCAGCCUCCUCCCUGGAUGGUUGGACCAGAGCGUGUACAGAAGUUUGGCUGACACAGGCCCUGCCUGGAAGUCCCUAUGUCCCACCCGCACCCCAAAAAAGAGGGUUGGUUUUCUAUCCACAAAGGAAAAUGUCUGGAACCUUCGUGACAUUGUAGAGUGCAGUAGGCAGCUGAGAACGCUCCAGACUGUGAGGUUUUCCCAUUUAACAAGCAGAGAAACCAAGGACUGUCACCCCAACACCAGGAAGGUGGAGGCGAGAGAUUCAGGAGUUCAAGGUCAUUCUCAGCUAUAGCCGCCUGGGCUACAGAAGACCCUGCCCACCCCCAAAUAUAUAUAAGUAAUCUGGGUGAGCAGGGUAGCUCCGAGAUAAAGGGCUUGCCUAGCACACAGAAGUCCCAAGGUUCCACCCUCAUCAACACGAAGGAGUUUUUUUUUUUUUUUUAAGCAGCGAAAGGGUCAUAGAUACAGGGGAAAUCAAGGCAGAGGGAGAAAUGGGGUGUCUACAGAACACAGAGCCCCAAGGAUUGUGAAGCUACCGGAAGUGCCCAGGGACAGAUUCUCAGAGCCCGCACAAGACACGGACAGAAGAGUUGCCUCCUCGAGUUGGACUGAUGGUUGCAGAUA